AUGGCGUGCAGUAAAGAAUUGCGUGUCCCAAAAGAAUGGAACAAAUACCACCCAGAUAUCGCGAACGAGUCCGUAGAUCCAGAAUUAUUCUCCGAAGAUGAACUCUUCUCGUGGAUGGAAGAUCUUGAUUUGAGUCACAACAAAUCCGAAGUAGCAAAAUAUGUCCAGUCUGGAAAACCUUACCACUUGAUGCGUCACCAAGUUGUACUUCUUCCCAAAAGUGCAUUAUCUAGACGACUCUUUAAACUCUGGACAAUGACGGUAGUUCCACUAUUUAUGAGUGACGAUGUCUUGGAAGCAUUAAGUGAAGUUGAGAUGCACAAAAUCUGCGCCGGUAUUCAAUUAUUGGAUGAUCAGAUACGUCAACAAUUUCCCCGAUUUCCAACCAUCGCUGAAAUGAAGCAGUCUUUGCUCCUGCAGAAGGUUGACGAGAAGUUCAUUCCCCACAUUAUAUAUCUUCUAGAUUUUGCAAACAACGUAGCAAAAUCUAUUAUCGACCAAGGCAAUUUUUCAAAAGAAGAUGUGAAUUAUUAUUGGAGGCGAUUAGUUGUCACGAUUACGCUCUACUUUCAAGGUGUGGAGGUGGAGGUUAAGCACAACGUUUGCUCGUAUUUCGAAAAUGUCUGGACGCGUGUUCUUGCAUCUGGAGUCAUGGUAUACUCACCUUUCCAAGAAAUCGUGGCAGGGUCUGUGAUAAAAAACACUGAACACUUGUCUCUCUUAAACGAGUUAUAUUUCCUUGCGACAGUAUUUGUCAUGGUCACCAAUGAUAUAUAUUCCUACGGCAGAGAAGCGAGAUUAGAUGUCAGCAAGCAGCCGUGUAGUAUGGUCAAAACGAUUGCUGGCUGCAAAGAGGCUUCUGCGGAGUCCGAUGCUGUUAUAAAAUGUGUUGAAAUUCUCAACGCGGUAGUAAAAACCAUGUACCAGAAGAUUGAGAAGGCCAAGCAGGAUAUCCCAGCAAACCAAGACGUGUGCAAAUUGUUGGACAAGAUUGGCAUUGCUACAGUAGGUUGGUAUUAUUGGCACAUUUAUUGUCCUCGUUACGAUGACUCUCGUUGGCGUCUCUCUAUAGUUGGCGUUGAAAACGAUGAGUUGGAAGAAUGGCGAAAAGGCAAUGACGAAGAACGACUACAAGAAGUAUUACCUUUAUUGGUCAACUGUAGCUCAAAAGCAAAGAAAGUCAGUGAUGCAAUUAUAAGUGGUGUAGUUAAUAUGCAUGCAAAUCUUUUGCUGGAAUGACUGCCAAACAAUUACUUUAUUUCAAGAUAAAGAUAUAUUAUAGAAAAAAAUUUCAUUCAUGGUUUAAAUUCAAUAAUUGACAAAUAACGAAUAGUAAAUUACGAUAACAUGCUUUCCCGUAAAAGGAGGGACACUUAAUUAAAUAAAUAAGUAAAACACGCCAUCACAGGCGUGUGUUACAAUGUGGAAUUCAGUCGACCACGCUUUGUGGUACCUAUUCGAUUUAUCAGUUCAACAAUAAUUAGAGAAGUUGGUCGUAUAAGAAAUAAUAUAAUAGUUAUCAAUGCAAACUUGCAUUAAGCAAAAUGGAAUCAACGAAUCUUACCUGAAAUUCAAUAAAUAAUGAUUAGCUUAGUUCAUGGGACAAUAAUUUGGUUAAAUUGUUGGUUAAAUGAAUUUGUGUAGUACCAUACUUUUGAAUCUU
Messenger RNA from Paramuricea clavata, 1663 nucleotides. Lineage: Eukaryota; Metazoa; Cnidaria; Anthozoa; Malacalcyonacea; Plexauridae. The record is from the annotation of a GenBank genome assembly.